AUGGCGAUUAGAAUUACCUUCACGUAUUCCAGCUAUGUUGCUCGGAAUCUCUCUUCAUCCGCCGGAGCCCGUAUGGGCUCCGGGGAUCUCCGAUCCUGCUAUGAAUUCUGGGUUCGUCCCAGAUUCUUCACCCACAAGCCCGAUCUGGAUAAAUCUCCCGGAUCUAACCCUUGGACCACCGGUUCUAAACCCCGGAUCCGACCCACCUCGAUGUACAGCAGCAUCGCGAAGGAAAUCAUCGGAGAAGGGAGCCAGAGUCCGCUUGUGAUGGGGUUGAUCUCGAUUUUGAAGUCAACGUCGGCUCCUGAGUCGUCGACGUUGAACGUCCUCGGGAUUUCAACCAUCAAGGCUUCUUCUAUCAUUCCGUUUCUUAACGGGUCGAAAUGGAUGAAUCCGUCGGAAACUGAUGUCGUGGACAAGGGAGGAACGUCGUGUGAUGAUGACAAAGAGGUGAGAAAAUUGGUGUUGAGUGAUAAGGAAUCGAGUGGAGGAAACGGAUGGGUUAAUAAGCUUUUGAAUAUCUGUUCGGAUGAUGCAAAGGCUGCUUUCACGGCGGUCACCGUUUCUCUCCUUUUCCGAUCAGCUCUUGCGGAGCCAAAGUCGAUACCUUCCAUGUCUAUGUACCCUACCCUUGACGUGGGUGAUCGUGUUAUGGCCGAGAAGGUCUCAUACUUUUUCAGGAAGCCAGAGGUCUCGGAAAUAGUAAUCUUCAAGGCUCCUCCGAUAUUGCUGGACUAUGGUUACAGUUCCAAUGAUGUUUUCAUAAAAAGGAUUGUGGCAAGUGAAGGUGACUGGGUUGAAGUUCGUGAUGGGAAGCUCUUUGUGAAUGACAUUGUGCGAGAAGAAGAUUUUGUCUUAGAGCCAAUGGCCUAUGGAAUGGAACCAAUGUUUGUCCCCAAUGGUUAUGUUUUUGUCCUUGGAGACAACCGCAACAAAAGUUUUGACUCUCAUAACUGGGGUCCACUUCCAAUAGAGAACAUUGUUGGAAGAUCUGUGUUCCGGUACUGGCCACCGAGCAAAGUAUCAGACACCAUAUACCACGACCAAGGUGACACAAAGGGAGCUGUCGCUGUUUCAUGA
Arabis nemorensis is the source of this 1080-nucleotide messenger RNA. The record is from the annotation of a GenBank genome assembly. Lineage: Eukaryota; Viridiplantae; Streptophyta; Magnoliopsida; Brassicales; Brassicaceae.